Molecule: messenger RNA, 3528 nt
Organism: Megalops cyprinoides (Indo-Pacific tarpon)
Lineage: Eukaryota; Metazoa; Chordata; Actinopteri; Elopiformes; Megalopidae
Gene: arcn1a
Product: archain 1a
Exons: 10
Coding region: 194-1729 (511 amino acids)
Biological process (GO): endoplasmic reticulum to Golgi vesicle-mediated transport; Golgi localization; retrograde vesicle-mediated transport, Golgi to endoplasmic reticulum
Cellular component (GO): cytosol; COPI vesicle coat
Source: RefSeq, a predicted model, not a curated record
UCCUGCCCUUUGACUCGCUGAGGCGCCGCUUCCGCUUGGAGACGUGGCUGUGCGCUGCUGCCAUAUUGGAGCUGCGCUCAAGAAGGCGCUGUGUAGACGCGACAUAUUGAAAAACACUGAAUAAGACGACGGGUACUGAACAGGAUCAUUACUGACCGAAAUUUAAGCACUUUAUCGUCCACACAGACCGAAAAUGGUGCUGUUGGCAGCAGCCGUGUGCACCAAGUCAGGCAAAGCCAUUGUGUCACGGCAGUUUGUGGAGAUGACCCGGACGCGCAUUGAGGGGCUCCUUGCUGCCUUCCCCAAGCUGAUGAACACAGGCAAGCAGCACACUUUCGUUGAGACAGAGAGCGUACGAUACGUCUACCAGCCCCUGGAGAAGCUAUACAUGGUACUGAUCACCACCAAGAACAGCAAUAUCCUGGAGGAUCUGGAAACCCUGAGGCUCUUCUCCCGUGUGAUCCCUGAAUAUUGCCGCAUGCUGGAGGAGAGUGAGAUCUCAGAGCACUGCUUUGACCUCAUCUUUGCCUUUGAUGAGAUCGUGGCUUUGGGCUACAGAGAGAACGUCAACUUGGCCCAGAUCCGUACAUUCACAGAGAUGGACUCCCAUGAGGAGAAGGUCUUCCGUGCCGUCAGAGAGACCCAAGAGCGUGAAGCAAAAGCAGAGAUGAGGCGGAAGGCAAAAGAACUGCAGCAGGCACGCCGAGAUGCAGAACGUUCUGGAAAGAAGACACCUGGUUUCGGGGGAUUCGGCAGCUCUGGCAUGGCCAGCAGUAACUCGGCCACCAUCAUUACAGAUGCUCUCAUCGAGCCAGAGAAGCCUAAGGUGGCACCUGCUCCUGCCAGGCCUAGUGGUUCCAGUAAGGCUCUAAAACUGGUUGCCAAAGGAAAAGAAGUGGAUGACUUUGUGGAUAAGCUGAAAUUGGAAGGAGAAAAUAUCAUCUUUCCCAGCACAGGGAAGAGGCCCUCGGAGGCCUCCAAAGUCUUACCUCCCCCUGUCAACACAGAAAGUGUGCACAUGCGGAUCGAGGAGAAGAUCUCUCUCACCUGUGGGCGUGAUGGGGGCCUGCAGAAUAUGGAAGUUCUAGGCAUGAUCACCCUCAGGGUGUCUGACGAGAAUAACGGCCGAAUCCGCCUCCAAGUCAGCAACAACGACAAGAGGGGUGUUCAGCUGCAGACACACCCCAAUGUGGAUAAGAAGCUCUUCACAGCUGAGUCUCUGAUUGGACUGAAGAAUCCAGACAAGUCAUUCCCCUUAAAUAAUGAUGUAGGCGUCCUCAAGUGGAGACUGCAAAGCACGGAUGAGUCUUUCAUACCACUCACAAUAAACUGCUGGCCCUCUGAGAGCAGCAAUGGCUGUGAUGUGAAUAUAGAAUAUGAGCUUCAGGAGGAUGCGCUGGAGCUCAAUGAUGUUGUCAUUUCCAUCCCUAUUCCGUCAGGAGUCGGAGCACCAGUGAUUGGGGAUCUGGAUGGAGAGUACCGCCAUGACAGCCGACGGAACGUUCUGGAAUGGUGCCUGCCUGUUAUUGAUGUCAAGAACAAGACAGGCAGCCUGGAGUUUAAUGUGGCUGGCCAGCCCAAUGACUUUUUCCCUGUUAAUGUUUCCUUUGUCUCCAAGGGUAACUACUGCGACAUACAGGUCACCAAAGUGUCUCAGGUGGAUGGGAACAGCCCCGUGAGAUUCUCAACAGAGACAUCAUUUGUCGUUGACAAAUAUGAGAUACUGUAAAUGAAAACCAAAAAAACAACGGCCCUGAAAAAUUAAACCGACAGAUUUAAAAUGAAGAAAAAAAAAAUGCUACUAGCCUGUCCGCCUGUUCUGAUAGAAUAUAUGAAUGGGACUCUGCCCAUCAAAAGCCCUCAUCACCAUGGCGUGCAGUAUUUGGUGUAUUUAUACCUUUAUAUGAGUAAAGAAAAUAUAAAUAUAAAUGUAUAGAGAAUGAAAUGAAACAGGAUGUAAGGAAAUGUGCUGCAUCAACAAAGGGGAAUCGCACAGCAAAACAAAGAAGAGUAAUCUAGGGUUGGAGGCGGGACUGCGACGAGGCUAAAGGGGAUCAGGGCACAGAGUUGCAACAUCAGUCUAUGUAUUGUCUUCCCCAGAAAGAAGAAUCCUACAGAAAACAACCAUAUCAGAGGUUACAGGCUGACCUUGUUAAAAUGCGUUGCGAUCAUGUUGACACGCAAAAUGCAAACGGGUUGGCAAACAAGGCUUUCAUGCCACUGGUUUGGCAGAACGAUUCAUUUAUAUAAUGCUACUUUAUAUUCUGAUGUCCAACUGCACUAAAAUUCUGAACAGCUCUACUUUCAUGAUUACUCAUGGGCUAAGAAUGAUACUUAGCUGUGCUGGUAUUUGCUUGGCAACUUGGCCUAACUGUUUUCUUGACAUCUUUGUGAGCAGUGAGUUGAUAUGUACUGGUGACUAUACAGGUGCUAUAUGCGAUUGCAAUCUGCAGUAGAUGUCAGCAGUGGUACAAAGGUUUCCUGCCUGAACAUGGUCAUUUACACACAACUUGGGUUGUUUAGAAGACUGUUGAAUGACUUAUUGCAUACACUCAUCAUAGAAGCUAUGAUAGCAUCCUACGUAACAUGAGAUGUUUAGCUACAUCUGUGCUCUCAAACUCCUUUAUAUACUGUCAGAUGUGCUUCGCAGGAAAACCAUUUUUUCUUACAAGGUCCCAGAGUUGGACAAUAAUAUCUUUGUUCCAGAGAUUCCAGAGUCUGAUGAGCCAGUUUAACUGAGUGCACACCAUGUAUGUGAACAUGCAAGUGCAAUGUAGUGGAAUUCCUACAAACACACAAAACCUGGUUAGUCUUACAUGUUAGGGCUGCUGUUGACUGGUUGGUCUGUACAACAGCUGGUGUGGUUUGCUUAGUUAAAAAGUGGAUACUAUCAGCUAACUCGUGUUAUGAAGGAUUAGCUGCUGUCUUAAUGUGUAGAAGUGGUCAGUGUCCUCUUGGAGCGAAGAUUAACUGCCACGUGAAGCUUACUAAGGACAUAGACUGUAUAAGAACAUGAAAAGAAAUGGGAAAUUGAGGAUGUGCCACACAGAAAAUAUAAAUCUGCUCUCCAUUUUUAGGAUAAUAAAUUCUCAUUCCCUGACCUUAGUUGGAGACCUCAGUUGAUAUUACUGUGGAUCUUUUAUUUCUACAUGUGAGAGAGACAGUAAUUUGCAUCUCCAUUGAAUUUGGCACCCUUCCCUCACAAGCUUGACAAGUAUACUCCAGAAAUUGGAAUAGUAUGCUCAUCAAAGGAAAUUCAACAAAUGUACCUAGGAGCAAUUAAAUCAGGGGUUCUUAUUGAAUAAAAUUCUUGUGGCUUUCCUGUAGCUCUCCCACUCCUCAGAGAAUGUCAGUUGUCAUUGGGGCAGACUCAUUUGGUCAUUGUGAGUAGAAAUUACUUUAGACCUGAAUGUCAGUCUAGAUUGAAGAAAGAAAAAAGAAUGACUUUUCUGUUUGUAAAAAAAUUUUGUUAGGAUUGUGGGUAGGGGAGAGGAGGGAAGGUGGGAAGUAAAUUUGAAACUUUUUUAG